Molecule: messenger RNA, 974 nt
Organism: Brassica rapa (field mustard)
Lineage: Eukaryota; Viridiplantae; Streptophyta; Magnoliopsida; Brassicales; Brassicaceae
Product: heavy metal-associated isoprenylated plant protein 41
Biological process (GO): rRNA base methylation
Cellular component (GO): cytoplasm
Molecular function (GO): rRNA (uridine-N3-)-methyltransferase activity
Source: RefSeq, a predicted model, not a curated record
AACAUAGGUAUCAGGAGGAUGAUGAUGUUUUUUAAUGAACAUGAAAUCUUCAAAGACUCGUGAAACGUGGUUUUAGGUAAAAAGUAGAUAGUCUUUGAAGCCCAUUCAUUCAUGUUCAUUAGUCUGGGAGCCAAAAUAAUGGUUUCUUUUUACAUGCUUCAGCUUCUUCUUUUUUUAUUCAGCUUCUCAACUCAUCAAAACGCUUUCUUCUCCAAACCAUUACGCGAAGAUCUGUUCAUGGGCCUGAAAUGUUCCUUUUUUUUGUUUGGCGACAAAGAUGCAUACACUUUAUGGAUUGAAACCAACCCAAAAAAUUAUCAAUUUAGAAUUUUUACCGAUCAUCCAAUCCAUCCCCUUUUGUCAUUUCAAUUUUUUUGAUAGGAAACUAAAUCGUCACUACAAACAGAGCAAGAGAACACAGUAACGUUAUAACAUUUCCAAACUCAAAAAGAAAAACACAGCAUCUUCUUCACUCAUGGCCACCUCGAGAGAGCUCUCCUCGAAGCUUAUCAGAGAUUAUGAUGAUGAUGAAGAAGUAUGGGUGACACACUAUUCAUCGAACCAUCAGGUACUUCUCGUGGGCGAAGGAGACUUCUCAUUCUCCUGCAGCUUAGCCUCCCGCUUCCGCUCUGCUUCCAAUAUCUGCGCUUCCUCCCUCGAUUCAUACGAUGAUGUGGUUAGAAAGUACAGCAAGGCAAGAUCAAACCUUGCUACUCUCAAGAGACUUGGAGCUUCCCUCUUACAUGGAGUUGAUGCAACCAAACUCCACCUACACCCUCAUCUUAACUCCAGAAGAUUUGACCGUAUCAUCUUCAACUUCCCUCACGCCGGCUUCCACGGCAAAGAGACUGAUUCAAGACUUAUACAGUAAGUAUAGUGCCCCCUGUCUUCUCCCAGUUGUAUGUGUACUUAUUAUCUCAUCUUCUUUUGUUGUACUUAUAGGAAGCAUAAGGCACUGGUUUUUGGAUUUUUCC